Molecule: messenger RNA, 2148 nt
Organism: Haplochromis burtoni (Burton's mouthbrooder)
Lineage: Eukaryota; Metazoa; Chordata; Actinopteri; Cichliformes; Cichlidae
Gene: gyg1b
Product: glycogenin 1b
Exons: 9
Coding region: 304-1326 (340 amino acids)
Cellular component (GO): cytoplasm
Molecular function (GO): glycosyltransferase activity
Source: RefSeq, a predicted model, not a curated record
GCAUUACAUCUUCGCCGUCUUUCAUUUGUCACUAUAACUAAAGAUGACAGGACUCAGGGGAGAUACCCGGCAGCUGUUUGAAAGGCUGUAAACCUGUUCAAAGCGGUGUUGCUUGAGGUGCUGCUGUGUAGCGGUGGAGCAUGUCAACAGCAGGUGGGUGUGUUGGGGGCUGUCACGUGACGCCGGUCUGGCUGCUGUCAUCUUGGUAUUUAAACCACCUCUGUAUAUUUAGUCGGUCCUUUUCGCCACGCAAGGCUUCUGCAAAGUCCAGGCUACAGAGUAGCUGCGACUUAUUCGUCAGUCAUGGCUGAUCAGGCAUUUGUGACAUUGGCUACCAAUGACAACUAUGCUCGGGGAGCAAUGGUUUUGGGCAAAUCCCUCCGUAAGCACAAUACAACCAAGAAGCUGGUGGCACUCAUUGGUCCACAAGUAUCAGAGCCUAGCCAGUCUGUGCUGAAGAGGAUCUACGAUGAGGUGAGGGUGGUGGAUGUGCUAGACAGUGGCGACACUGCACACCUGGCCAUGAUGAAGAGACCCGAACUGGGCGUCACCUUCACCAAACUCCACUGUUGGACCCUCACACAUUACUCCAAAUGUGUUUUCAUGGAUGCAGACACUAUGGUUCUUUCAAAUAUAGAUGAGUUGUUUGAUAGAGAGGAACUGUCAGCUGCUCCUGACCCUGGCUGGCCCGAUUGCUUCAACUCUGGCGUUUUUGUUUUUCGUCCUUCUGUGGAGACUCAUGGCAAACUGCUUCAGUAUUGUACAGAACAUGGCAGCUUUGACGGAGGAGACCAAGGGAUUUUGAAUGGCUUCUUUAGCAACUGGGCAACAGCUGACAUAUCAAAACAUCUCCCUUUCAUUUACAAUCUCAGCAGCAUAGCCAUCUACACUUACCUCCCAGCAUUUAAACAAUAUGGUGGAAAUGCCAAGGUGGUCCAUUUCCUGGGGAAGACCAAACCAUGGGAUUACACAUUUGAUCCCAAAACCAAACAGAUUUCAGGGAGUGAGCAGGAUGCUGCCACACACCCUACUUUCCUUCUCAACUGGUGGACCCUAUACUCGGGUGAUGUGGUCCUCAUGCUGCACGAGGAGUAUGGAGAACAGCCCUUCCACUCAGGAUGUGUGGAGUUCCAGCACAGUGAAACUGUCACUUUUGAGAGUGAACAGGGCGAGAGCAGGUCUUCGCACGCGCACGCACAGGCAUCCCAAUCCCAGCAGAUGUCCUCAGAAGAACGGAAGCAGAAAUGGGAGCAAGGUCAGGCAGACUACUUGGGAAUGGACUCAUUUGACAAUAUCCAGAGAAAGCUUGAUACUUUUCUCAAAUAAAGAAGGAUUGGCACGGGAUAUUUUUAAAAGAGCACUUGCGUUCUACUUGUUGCCAAGAAAAUACUGCUGAAAAAAUCAGAUUGCAGUUUUUCUUCCUACCUUUAUUUCAACUAUAAAUGAGCCAAGUCCCUCUUUCCACCAGCACUACCAACUCCAUACUCCAAAGACAGCCCAAUUUAAGUGGGGGGAAGUAAUGUGAAAUUUUAUGAGCGGUUUUAAUUCUCUCUGCAAGAUUAUUAUCAUUCAGUUUACCCUGACACUCAUAUAUGUUCUUCUACAGUGUGAAAAAAGGUUUAUAACCGAAGUGUGCUUGUUUAAAGAUGAAUAUUAAAAUCUUUUUUUUUCUCAUGUUUAUGCUUCUUUUGUAAAAAAAAAAACAAACAAAAAAAAGGAGAUGGCAACAAGAGAUCAACUGGGCCAUUUGUAUCGGUGUGGUUAAGAUGUGUAGUCACUGACAUUGUCAUUUUUCAGUUUAUUCUUUCCUUUUUUACUCUGCAGUAACCUGACAGUCUUCUUAAUAUUUUCUUUUCUCAAAAGAAUUAAUUCUAUUGUUUUUGAAUUAGAAGUCUCUGUUUUACACGGAUAUGAAGAUAUGUUUACAGCACUUCUCAAGGCCGUAGUAUGGUCAGUGAGCCAUGCACACUAGAUCUUUAGUGCCUUAAUGCCUUGCUCUCCCUACUGCUGUCAUCCUAUGUUAUCUCACUCUUGACCAGCAGCUUUUUUAGUAGAUGAAACAGGUUUGUAAUUUUACCACAUUAUACUUGACCUGGAUGUUGGCUGAAAAUCUUUUAUCUGGAAACAAUAAAACAUCCUUACAAGCUG